Molecule: messenger RNA, 6391 nt
Organism: Spea bombifrons (plains spadefoot toad)
Lineage: Eukaryota; Metazoa; Chordata; Amphibia; Anura; Pelobatidae
Gene: NUP210
Product: nucleoporin 210
Exons: 40
Coding region: 37-5679 (1880 amino acids)
Cellular component (GO): nuclear pore
Source: RefSeq, a predicted model, not a curated record
UAGUGUGCGCCUGCAGUUCGUGCUUCUGGAGCUGGAAUGAGACUUUGGGGCCCCUGUGUCCUGGGGCUCUUCUGGGCCCUUGUGGCCCCAGCUGAGCCCUCGAAGCUCAGCAUCCCCAAGGUGCUCCUGCCCUUCACUCGGGGCAACAAGAUCAACUUCACCCUGGAAGUCACAGAGGGCUGCUACAGAUGGUCAUCGACUCGUCCAGACGUCGCCUCUAUAGAGCCUAUAAAUGCUGAUGAUCAGCAGUGUUCUCAGAGGGCCAUAGUGCAAGCACGGGCAACGCACCCCACGCGGCUCACCAGCAUCAUCUUGGCUGAAGAUAUAUUGUCGGGUCAGGUACUUCGGUGCGAUGCCAUCGUUGACAUCAUCACGGAUAUUCACAUUGUGUCCACCACCAGGGAACUGUACCUGGAAGACUCCCCGUUGGAAUUAAAAAUUCAGGCUCUGGACUCAGAAGGAAACACAUUCAGCACCUUGGCUGGUUUAGUCUUCGAAUGGACGGUCGUUAAGGAUGCCGAGAUGGAUGGAUUCCCAGAUUCUCACAAUACGUUACGAAUUCUUAGGUUUUUGGAAUCUACUUACGUGCCUCCUUCCUAUAUCACUGAGAUGGAGAAAGUGGCCAAACAGGGAGACACAAUUUUAGUGUCUGGAAUGAAAACGGGAAGCUCUAAACUGCGCGCCAGAAUGUUAGAGCCGGUGUACCAGAAAGUCAAUCCUGCAGAGGUUCGUCUCCUUAUUCUGGAAAAUAUUCUUCUUAAUCCUGCAUUGGAUAUUUAUCUGCUCGUAGGAGCCACCGUACAAUACAAAGUUCAGAAGAUCAAACAAGGCAAGAUCACAGAUUUACUUAUGCCUUCUGAUCAAUACAUAUUACAACUCAAGAACCAUGUGGUGGCCCCCGGAGGAAUCGUGGAUGAUCCUGUGGCUUUACUGGACGAAAGGACGACGACAGUCACUGCUACGCAGCGGGGUCAAACAAAUAUUCUUUUGCUCCAUAAAAAUAUCCGAAUGCAAGGAUCAUCCCGUCUGCCUAACGCCACCAUCUUUGUGGUGGAAGCUGGAUACUUAGGGUUUACAGUCAAUCCAGGAGACAGAUGGGUCCUCGAAACUGGAAGAUUGUAUGAAGUUACAAUUGAUGUCUACGACAAGUCAAGUAACAAGGUCUAUUUAUCAAAUAACAUGCGGAUUGAGGCGAUUCUGCCUGAAGAAUACUUCGAGUUGCUUGAGUCGUCCCUGAACGGAUCUUAUCAUCGCGUGAAAGCUCGGAAGAGCGGUCAGACCGUUAUCGACGCUGCUCUGACGUGCAUGGUAGACCAGGACGGGGGAGUCCAUGUUUUACAAAACCCAGUGAGAAACCAGCAAGAAGUUGAAAUUUAUCUCCCGGUUAACCUCUCCCCCAAGAUUUUAGCAUUUCCGUGGCAGCCCAAAGCAGGAGCUUACCAGUACAAAAUACAGGCACAGGGUGGGAGUGGAAACUUUACAUGGUCAUCGUCAAACAACGAAGUGGCUACAGUUAAUGUGAGAGGACAGAUGACCACUGGCCAUGAUAUUGGAGUCAGUGUCCUGCGCGCUCGUGAUGUCCAGAACCCGCUGCAUUUUGGAGAGAUGAAGGUGUUUGUUAUCGAGCCCAAUGGCAUGGAAUUUAUCUCUUGCCGCGUGGAGGCGCGUGUUGGAAACAGACUGGAGCUGCCGAUAAAAAUAUUUGGCCUUAUAGGUGGCGAGGAUGGCGACAUGGUGGCGCUAAGCGAUUGCUCACACUUUGAUUUGUCUGUAGAAGUGGAAACUGCUGGUAUUUAUAAAGUAAUUCCCGGAAGACUCCCGCCUGGGAGCGAUUCCUGCAGCGGGAUUACGGUACAGGCAGAAGCUCAGGGUUUUACGACUAUAUACGUGAGCUAUACCCACGGUCACGUCCACCUCAAAGCCAAAAUUGUUGUAGCUGCAUAUCUGCCGCUAAAGGCAGUGGACCCGUUGUCUGUGGCUUUAGUCACUUUGGGAUCAUCUAAAGAUAUGUUAUUUGAAGGCGGCCCAAACCCCUGGGUGCUCGAGCCGCAAAGGUUUUUCAGGAGUGCGUCUGCCGAGAAGCCGGAGAUGGCGUCGCUGUCCUUACAGGAGUCGGCCGUGUCCCGCAGUCACUCUCAGCACUGGCUGCGAACCGUAUGCACCGACCUGGCCGAGGAGAUCAUUUCUUUAAGAAUUGGAAAUCAUCCUACAGAAAGUAACCCUUUCCCAGCCGAGGAGCUGGUCUCUGUGAAGCUUAUCUGUGCAUGUCCAGCAAGAUUUACCCUCACCCCGGUGUAUAAACUCGCACACGCGGACUUCACGUGUCCUCUGAUGCAACAGAACAAGCAAGUGAUUCCGGUCUCUAAUUACCAGAAUCAGCUGUUACAGUUGGCGGCGUAUGACCCCCAGGGCCGAAAGUUUGAUAAUUUCAGCUCGCUGAGUAUCGGCUGGGAAUCCUCCAAAGGCAUGCUGGCAAGCUUCGAUUCCGCAAAACCCAUGAAACUGGUUCAGGAAGAAGACGGCGCGGGUCAGAUGAAACUGCACGGUCUGAAUACAGUUUACGUUCACCGUAUUUCGGGGGCAGCCACCAUUACCUCCAGAGCUGACCGAUACCAGGAGCGUCACCUGCAAGCAGCUGGAGUCUCCCCGCCGCACAGGACGUUCGCGCUCGUCUCUGCUAGUCUAGAGCUUCUUCUCGUAGAGGAUGUGAAAGUGAAUCCGAGUUCUCUCACCAUCUAUAACCAUCCACGGGUUUCGGCCGAAUUCACGAUUGCUGAGGGAUCCAGGUUCUUUUUCAUUAACAGCAGCGCACCUAGUAUCGUAAAAACUGUAUUUCAAGAAGUCAAAGGCACCGUAGUGGUUUACCCUUCGCGUGCUGGCUCUGUAAGCAUCACGGUCUACGACCUGUGCCUGGCCUUGCCGGCACCGGCUGAAGUCGGGGUCCUGGUUUCUGAUAUUCUUCAGGUGGAAGUCAGAGUUGUUGAUAAGGUAGAAAUUGGAAAAAGUGUAAAAGCUUAUGUCAGGGUCCUGGAUUCCGCCAAGAAACCUUUCCUUGCCCAGUACUUUGCAUACAUGAAUUUGGAGCUCAGAUCAUCCUCUUCACACGUGUCCGUUAAGCCUCUCCAGGAGAAGGUUGACAGUUACACCGCUGUGUUUGCCGUUCACGGUGAAGCCAUAGGACAGACGAGCCUCGUGGCGACUGCCACAGACAAUGCCGGCAGCGCCAUAGACUCCCCGACGCGGCCGCUAGAGGUAUUUCCUCCGUUUCGCCUCUUACCGAGGAAAAUUACACUCAUUAUUGGCGCGGUGAUGCAGAUAACCUCGGAGGGUGGACCACAGCCCCAGUCCAAUAUAAUAUUCUCCGUUGCCAACGAGAGCGUGUCAUCGGUAGACGGUAACGGCUUUGUGAAAGGGCUGUCUGUCGGGAACAGCUCGGUGACUGGCGUCGUCCAAGCGGCCGAUGCAGAAUCAGGAAAAGUCGUUGUGAUCUCCAAGGAUGAAGUGGAGGUGGAAGUGGUGCGGCUCAGGGCAGUCCGGAUACACGCACCCAUAACACGAAUGAAAUCUGGAACUAAGAUGCCGGUAUACGUGACGGGUGUCACUACCGAACAGUCCGCCUUUGCUUUUGCCAAUGCUGUCCCUGGGUUCACGUUCCACUGGACGGUUGUAAAAAGGGAUUUUCUAGAUGUCCGGAGCCGCCACGAUGAGAUAUCGGUUGAUCUUCCUGCGCUCUAUAACUUUGCAAUGAAUGUUUAUGCUAAAGAUAAAGGAAAGACAGGACUGAAGGUUAUGGUCCGAGCCACUGAUCCGGCAGCGAAGCAGUUUUAUGGCGAUGCCGAGGAGCUCUCAGAUGAGAUAACCAUUCAGGUGUUUGAGGAGCUUCAUUUGUUGAGCCCGAGUGUGGAUGUGGAACAGAUCCUUAUGUCUCCCUAUUCAGUCUUGAAGCUUCAGACCAACAGGGACAGAACAGCAGCCAUGACGUACCGCCUUGUGAAUGCCCCAAACCAAUCUGCAGUGGUGCACGUGGAUGAUAAAGGGCUCCUUACUUGCGGCUCCCUGACCGGAGUCUCCACCAUCGAAAUCACUUCCCAGGAGGUGUUUGGGAUCAACCAAACUCUUCUGGUGUCUGUCAAGGUUGCCCCGGUUUCUUACAUUCGGAUUGUGAGCAGUCCUGUCCUUCAGACUGUUAAUAAUGAGCGUCUCAUUGCUGUACCGCUGGGAAUGACGUUGAGUUUCUUGGUUCAGUUUCAUGACAGCGCUGGAGACAUGUUCCACGCACAGAAUUCGAUGCUCAGUUUGGCAACCAACAGGGAUGAUUUUGUGCAGGUUGGAAGAGGAGCCACUAAUAACACGUUCACAGUGCACACGAUUAAUGCUGGCCUCACUUUAUUCCACGUCUGGGACACAGAGAACCCGGCGCUGUCAGAUUAUUUGCCCCUGCCCGUGGAGCACAGUAUAUUUCCCAAUGUAAAGGAGGGAACUGUUGGAGAUGUAUUCUGCUUUGCCUGCUCCAUUACCACGCAGGAGGGGUUGGCCGGAUCCUGGAUCUCUUCUUCCAGUUCCGUACUUCAGAUUGAUCCCAAGUCAGGAGUCGCUUUGGCUAAAGCUGUGGGAUUUGUGACCGUCUAUUACGAAGUCCCCGGAAUCCUGAAGACCUAUCGGGAGGUAUUAAUUCGUUCACCACAAAAAAUUAGAACCAUGCAAGAAGUUGGAGAAAAAAUCAAUUUGCAAGUUGCAAAAACACACAGACUUCUUGUGGAAAUUGGUGAGAAGAAGAGGAACCUGAAAGGUGAAUGUUCCCCGGUGCAGAUAGCAGCUAUUGAUGAACUUCAUCCAGAAAAUGUCCUCAGCUGUCAUUUGCACUUCACUGAGCCCAACCCUGAAGUCUCCCCUCUGGAAAUGUUCAGCGCAAAGCCCGGGUUUGAUGCAGAAUCUGGCCAUUACACUUGCUCCGUCGUGGCACACAGACUUGCAGAAAGCCAUCUUAGACUUCUCAGCAUGAGUGAUACAUCACUAACCAUAGUUGCUUCUGUACACGGCACUCACCAAUACACUGAACAGAUCAGUGCCAGUGUGCCAGUUUAUCCGGGCUUUUACGCCAGUCAGAAGGAAAUUCUAUUAAACAACCAUUACACAACGAGCGAGCUGAAGAUAUUUGGACCUGUUGAAAUACUGAAGAAUUUAGAGGUGGAAUCCGGAUCACCCGUAGUUACCAUAGCUCAGAAGGAAAAGUUCUAUGGGAAGCCCAGUUCUGUAACCUAUGAAGUGGGUAUAAAGGAUGUGAGGGUAUUAAGUCAAGGAUCUCUCUCUACUGAAUUGACCGUGUCCGCUCAUCCGUCCGACCAAGUGAUUUCUGUUCCAGUGACCAUCGUGUCUGUGCUGGGACCAAAACUAGGGUUGUUUGCAGAAGAAAACGGCUUCUUCCAGCAUUUCGUCUCUUCGUACCAAGUCAUGUUCUUCAUGCUUUUUGCCCUGUUGGCGGGAGCUGCUGUGAUUAUAAUAGUUUUCUCACCCAAGGAGCAGAUCAAUCAUCCAGCUUUUACCUCUAGUACCCCUCAGCCUUCCAAUACCAGUUUAGUUUCCUCUUCUCCAAUAGUUUAUUCAGCUCAAAGAUCUUCAGGGUGGAAGAAAAACUCUCCAACAAAAGUAUUAUGGAGUCCAGACUACGCUUCCAGCUAAAUAUUUGAAUUUUCCUAAAACCACCUUGAUUUUCACACGUGUGCCUUUAAAAAAGCAACUUUGUUUUAGAUGCUCUGGAGUGUGGCGUGAUACCGUGAGGUUCUGCUCAUGGAAACGAGUGUGUUUUAAUCCAAUAAUCCUAAAUGUGUGUUUCAGAAAUUGCUUUACAUAAUCCAGUUUGAUUUUAUAUUGUUUGUGUCUUUUAAGUUGCAUUGUAUUGUCCGAUGAGAAUUGAUUUCUGUGAAGGCUAGGUGCCAGUUAGCCAGCCAGACACUUUUUGGGCUGGUCUAUCAGUUUUGAUCCAUACACGGUGCUAUAACUCAGGUCCCUCUCAUGACAGCUUUUGUGUAUGUGAAUUCUGUAAAAUGUUCUUACAGUUCUUUUGUUGUUUUGGUUGAUGCCAUUUCAGUUUAACUCAGGAAUGUUCUGCACUGAUAAAUGUAGCCUUGCAGCGUGAGCCACACCAUCAUGAAAACAUUUAACUGUGAAUUUCUUGGAGAUGUUCGUCGUGUGCCUUUAGGGACUCGGCGGCCAGCACUGAGCAGCUGGAGCAUAAUGGUCUAUGGGAACGGGCGCUGUGCCGAAUGGAAAAGCCACAUCCCAGGGUUAUAAAGCAAUGCCACAUUCUACAUUUGGAAGAGUCUUAGUUCUGUGCUUCUCCUGCAACUGAAUCGUAUUGAUUAUUACAAACAAGUUUGCCACUCAGUCCACA